Messenger RNA from Akanthomyces muscarius, 258 nucleotides. RefSeq lists its product as uncharacterized. NCBI's taxonomy places the organism in Eukaryota, Fungi, Ascomycota, Sordariomycetes, Hypocreales, Cordycipitaceae. The transcript is spliced from 2 exons. The record is from RefSeq and is a predicted model, not a curated record. Bases 1 to 258 code for a protein of 85 amino acids.
AUGGCCGAACGAACAAACAGAGUACCGCCACGAGAGGACGGUACUCUCUUCCACAUUUGGCAGUUCACCCGGAUCACAAGAACGACCAGCGGGUCCAUGCUGCCGACAGCGAGUAACCCUAUGUGUUCCAGGUACCUAUCAUGCCAAGCCGAUCGGCCGCCUUGGCCACGAUUAGCUUCGAACACCAUGGCAGCAGGUGGCGGGGCCAUCGGGGCCCGAGACGGACAGGUGCGCCAUGAUCGAAGAAAAGUGCAGUGA